UGAUGGCGACAGGUUUGGUAAAAUAACAGAUUUCUAAGAAACAAAAGUCUAACUAAUCUUGAGAAAUAAGCAGUGUAAUUUUCUUUAUUCAGCGCGUAUAGUUUGGUGGAGUGGAACAGUUGUCAUUCGACCGUUCGAUGUCGAUUGACAAUUUAUUCUAGACAGAUUUUGUUCAUUGUUAUGUUUGUUAUUUUGGUUGUAACAUUAGCUUGCUAGGCUAUCAGCUUGCUAGCUAUUCAUUAAUAUAGUGACAAAGACAGCCUGCUUUCAAAGUAGUAAAACAAUGUUUCGGGAAAAAACUUCGGACUGAAUGUACAUUUUCGGUUCAUUCAUUUGACAAUCUCGAACACUGGGGCGCAAGCGGCGUCGUGUCUGAACUUGUUGACAUUCUUUUGUUUACAAGUGAGCUUGGUUAUUUUCUAGCUGUGACAAGAAAGUAUAUUCCCUUGUGACAGCACUCAACACAAUAACAUAUUGCAUUAUAGAAAAAAGUAAUUGGACAGUUGGCUAUAGGCUAUGUCAACUUUUCACAUUUCUAAGAGUAAUAAGUGCCAUUCUAUGUUUUAGCUAGUUUUCCAAGAAUCAAAAUGUCAAUAAAUAAAUUGCGCAAGAUUAGUUAUCGGAUAUCUAGAAAGCCAUUCAUCGCCUAACAUUAGAUAUAAUUGUAACUUUACAAUUUAAGUUUCUACGAUAACCUAAAAAAAUGGCUACAUUUCAUUUGGCCACAGCUACGAAGCAGAAAGCUUGUUAUUGUCUUCAGCCGAUCCUUUUUAAUGUAGCCUACAUUGCUCAGACUAGGUGGCAUGACACGUUGAUAUUUCUCAAUUCGCCUUUAUCUAUGAAAUUAUAUUGCUUUUUUCUCGAUAUUUUGUGAAUUUUUGUAUGAUCAUAACAGCGUUAUUGACAAGUGCUUGUUACGCAGUUAUGAAUGAAUGAGCUCUGGUGCGCAUGCGCGAAGUUCCCAAAGUUUAUAAACAAGGGCUGCACUCAUAUGGUCACAUGACUGUUCUUUAUCUAGUCCACACAGACAAAGGACUUUGUUAUAUGGAGGCUUUUUAUCCCCUAUGUAAUGACCUGCAGAUUUGAUUUAAUUUAUUAUGGCCAUAAUGUGAUAUUGCCACAGGAAAUGGGGAUUCGUGAUUGUAGAAUAAUGCAGUCAUCUAUGCUUUUUUAACCAGUGCCUUUUAUUUUAUUACUCACCUAUUAAUAUUCAAUGCAAACAUAAAUUACAUAGGCCUAGCGUUUAACCAAAUAAUUCAAAGCAUAUUAUUUCAUAAUUUUGUAUGUUUUAUAUAUACCUGUUGUGGGCAGAUUCUGAAAUUGUAAUUUAUCGUUGUCUCCAGUGGCUGUCUACAGACUUGCCAGCUGGACAUGGCGUAAUAUGUUAUGGGAAGUUAAUAAGACUGAACAAGUUGAGGAAAACAAGAUGGAUGCAAAUAGAAUAGAAGACUCCUUUGAUCUUCUGAAAUGCAAUGAGGUUCUGUCCUCAUCACCUGGCUGCCCCCCUACUCCCAUGGAGUAUGAUGACCUGCCAGAGCUGCAGGAGGUAGAGGAGAACCAGUCCUCUCCGGUGCUGUUCCAUGUGGGAACUGGGGUGUCACAUCAGGAGUGUAUAGCUGGUUACCCUCACACCAAUUGGCUGACUGAGCUGGCUAACAUUGCCACCGGCCCUCAGAGCCCCCUACUGCAGGAGCCUCCUCCCAUCAAGAGGUCGUCUCCUAUGCACAUCGUUGCCACCAGUCGUAGUUUACAUUCUUACGCCCGACCUCCCCUGGCCAGCAGUGCACCCAGCCCCUCUAGGGGUCACCUUAGGGAGCGCAGCAGACGUGUCAGAGUACAACCUUUCACCAUUUACCUUUCAGUCCAACCAUUUCCUGCCAGCAGUGAGUCAGAGUCUGGUGUGUUCUCUAUGUCAUCCUUCUCUGAUGAUGAGGACAUGGGUUGGUCUAACUCCUGGCCCUCAACUGCCUGGCACUGUUUCCUGAAAGGCACCCGGCUGCGGUUCCACAGGGGUUCUAACAAGGAGUGGCAAGAGGCUGAGGACCUGGGAGACUCUGAUGACGAGUCAGAUGAUGAUGAGAGAAUAAUGCCGUCCACCGCCCGAAAGAGCUACGGUUCGGAAGGUCUGAAGCUAGUGGCCCACGAGGAGAACGUGUCGUACGGCCAGGCUUUCCUCAAACUCACCUUUGACCCCGGCUCGCCAGAAGAUGGCCUCUUAACGGCAGAGUGCAGAUUUGAUCACCCCUUCUUUGUGAAAAACAAAGGCUGGUCCUCGUUCUAUCCCAGCCUGACGGUGGUGCAGCACGGUAUCCCCUGCUAUGAGAUGCAGGUGGGGGACCUAUGUCUUCCUCCAGGCCACAGAGACUCCAUAAACUGUGACGACUCUGUUGUCUUCGACACCUUCAGGAGUUAUGACUUCACCCCUCUGGACUCUUCAGCUGUCUAUGUGCUGAGCAGCAUGGCCAGGCAGCGUAGGACCUCCCAGUCCAGCAGUGGCGCUAUCUCCCCUGACCCAGAGAAACUCUCCAGUUCCUCCCACCCCUCCUCCACCAGCAAAUCAAACAGGAGCAAUACCUCAGGGACGGCCCCUGGCGGGGCCACGCCCACCAAAUGCAAGCGGCCAAUGAACGCCUUCAUGCUCUUCGCUAAGAAGUACAGGUUGGAGUACACACAGAUGUACCCUGGGAAGGAUAACAGAGCCAUCAGUGUGAUCCUGGGUGAUAAGUGGAAGAAGAUGAAGAACGAGGAGAGGAGGAUGUACACCAUGGAGGCCAAGGCUCUGGCUGACGAGCAGAAGAGACUCAACCCUGACUGCUGGAAACGCAAGAGAACCAACUCAGCCCAAUUUCUGUCCUGGACAUAAGGUCCUGAGCGAGAUUCAAACCCUCUGGUUUAAACCAACACGGGGUCCCAGCACCAAUAGAUGGCCUAUGACCUUCAGACACUGGUGUGUGUGGCAUGGCGAGGUCAGAGGUCAAAGGUGAACAGACCGACCAGGCGACCCCACUAGCCUCUCUAGCCUGGUCCCAGAUCUGUUUGUGCUGUAUAGCCAACUAUGGUCGUUGGACCAUAAGACAGCACAAACAGACCUGGAACCAGGCUACUCUCUCUCUCUGCUCACCUGUCAAAUUGAUGAGACAUAACUGUGAUGCUGAAUACACUUGCUUUUAUAACUAAGAGACCUUAUAGAUAGGCCUGCAAGACAAAACGACAACUAUGAACUAUAUAUUAAAAAGCAGGUAAUCUAGUGUAACUAACCGUGCUGAUAUUUUCUUACAUUUUAAAAGGACAAGAGAUGCCUUGUUAUUCCUCUAUAAAAAAAGGAAAGGCUCAGUUUUAUUUCUUCAGGUAAUUUCAUAUUUUCGAGGCAUGAAACCUUGAGAUCAGGGUUGCAAAAUUCCAGUAACUUUCCAAAGAUUCAGCAGGUUUUCCAGAAAUUCAGGUUGAAAGAUUCCCAGAAUCAGGAGGGUAUAAGCAAGAAAUCCAGAAUCCUCCAACCAGGAAUUCUGGAAAAGCUGAGAAUUUUGGUAGAGUUACUGGAAAUUGAGAACCCUACUUGAGACCCAGUGGUGCUAAGUUCAGUUAAGGAAGGAGGAGCAGUGAUACAAAAGUUAUAUUUUUAAUUGUAAAAUAAAUAAGGGGGAUUUUAAA
Molecule: messenger RNA, 3651 nt
Organism: Salvelinus namaycush (lake trout)
Lineage: Eukaryota; Metazoa; Chordata; Actinopteri; Salmoniformes; Salmonidae
Product: HMG box-containing protein 1-like
Exons: 11
Coding region: 1382-2863 (493 amino acids)
Biological process (GO): regulation of transcription by RNA polymerase II
Cellular component (GO): nucleus
Molecular function (GO): RNA polymerase II cis-regulatory region sequence-specific DNA binding; RNA binding; DNA-binding transcription factor activity, RNA polymerase II-specific
Source: RefSeq, a predicted model, not a curated record